Messenger RNA from Acomys russatus (golden spiny mouse), 384 nucleotides. Its product is annotated as keratin-associated protein 12-1-like. Bases 1 to 339 code for a protein of 112 amino acids. The record is from RefSeq and is a predicted model, not a curated record. The transcript is spliced from 2 exons. Gene Ontology annotation, cellular component: keratin filament. NCBI's taxonomy places the organism in Eukaryota, Metazoa, Chordata, Mammalia, Rodentia, Muridae.
AUGUGUCACACCAGCUGCUCCUCAGGCUGCCGGCCAGCCUGCUAUGGAUCCUGUGUGUCCAGCCCCUGCCAGCCAUCCUGCUGCAUGUCCAGCCCAUGCCAGCCAGCCUCCUGCAGGCCUGCUAUAUGCAUUCCUGUUAGAUUCCAGGUGGCCUGCUGUGUGCCUGUGAGCUGCAGGCCCACUGUGUGCACGGCCCCCUCCGGCCAGUCCUCCGUGUGUAUGCCCGUGAGCUGCAGGCCUGUCUGUGUGACCUCUUCCUGCCAGUCAUCCGGGUGCUGCCAGCCCUCCUGCCCGACCCUGGUCUGCAGACCUGUCACCUGUGGCAACUCCUGUUGCUGACCAGCGUCUCCAAACCAGCUGUCCCAGUGUAGAUGGGACACACCU